Molecule: messenger RNA, 684 nt
Organism: Olea europaea var. sylvestris
Lineage: Eukaryota; Viridiplantae; Streptophyta; Magnoliopsida; Lamiales; Oleaceae
Product: putative late blight resistance protein homolog R1A-3
Exons: 2
Coding region: 1-684 (227 amino acids)
Biological process (GO): defense response to other organism
Molecular function (GO): ADP binding
Source: RefSeq, a predicted model, not a curated record
AUGGUAGAAGAGAUGAUUGUAGGCUUCGAAGACAUGGCAACACAAAUUGUGAGCAAGCUUCUUGGAGGACCAAGCUACCGCCAGAUUAUUGCCAUCGUUGGAAUGGGUGGACUUGGCAAGACUACUUUAGCAAAGAAAAUAUACAAUGAUUUCAAUGUUCGUUACUAUUUUGAUAAGCUCUCUUGGUGUGUUGUUUCUCAAACUUAUCAAAAGAGAAAGCUGCUAAUUGACAUUUUGAGUUCCACAAGUGACCUUAGCAGAGGCAAAAUUUUGAAAAUGGAAGAUGAAGAGUUGGCCGAACAUCUUUACAGGACUUUAAUCGGUCGAAGAUACCUCAUUGUUAUAGACGAUCUAUGGGAUAUACAUGCAUGGGAUGAUUUGAAAAGGUACUUUCCAGACAACAAUAUGAACAGAAGCAGAGUAUUGUUUACAAGUCGGCUGAAAAAUAUGGCAUUGGAAAUUUCUCAUAUUAUCAUUGAACCUCCUCUCCUGUCACCAAGUGAAAGUUGGAAUUUAUUAGAGCAGAAACUGUUCAAGAAAGAAAGUUGCCCUCAAGAAUUGCAAGAUAUUGGAAAGCAAAUUGCAAAAAAUUGUCAUGGACUCCCACUUUCAGUCGUCACAAUAGCAGGAAUUCUUUCAAAUAUGGAGAAGAAAGAAAUCUUAUGGCAACAAUGCAUUCCAUGA